This is a messenger RNA of Labrus mixtus (cuckoo wrasse), 4824 nucleotides long. RefSeq names its product protein phosphatase 1 regulatory subunit 3C-B-like. NCBI's taxonomy places the organism in Eukaryota, Metazoa, Chordata, Actinopteri, Labriformes, Labridae. The transcript has 3 exons. Gene Ontology annotation, molecular function: protein phosphatase 1 binding; glycogen binding. The record is from RefSeq and is a predicted model, not a curated record. Gene Ontology annotation, biological process: regulation of glycogen biosynthetic process. Gene Ontology annotation, cellular component: protein phosphatase type 1 complex. Bases 168 to 1205 code for a protein of 345 amino acids.
CGUGUCUCAGCGCGCACGCAGGCUACCAGCACUUCUUCCUGAAUAAAAAAACUGACUGAUAAAUAAAUAAAAAAUAAAUAAAGGAUCAAAACUAAAGAUAAACAACCGGAAGAGGAGCGGAAACGUCUCGUGCGCGGUGAGGUGUCUGCAGACAGAGAAACUUUUCGAUGAACUGCACCAGGGUCCUCCACAUCCUGAACCCUCGUCCUGGCGGGCUGUCUCCCAUCAUGCCCGUUGACAUGGCGAUGAGGAUCUGCCUGGCCAGCUCUCCCCCUCUGCACACCUUGCUCAGUAACUACGACAACGCUCAGCUGCGAUCGCGCUGUGAGCCGCUGCGACCCUGCCUGACCUCCAAGCGCUGCGGCGACUGCAACAACGGCAUCACCACGGCGACCACGGCCUCGACCACCGCGGCGAUGAGCUCGGAGACGGACGGCCGCCCGACCUGGCCGAGCAAGAAGAAGAAAAAGAAGAAGAGCGUGGUGUUCGCCGACUCCCGGGGCCUCGCUCUCACCGCCGUCCACGUCUUCAACGAGUUCGAGGAAGACCUGCUGACUGAGCUGCAGUACCACCUGACUGAGAUAGAGGGCGCCACCGCCGAACUGCAUCUAGGAGACGACAAAGGUCGUGGCCCCGCCCUCCUUCUAGAGUUCACUCAGCCCGCCGCAGACUACCUGGACCUGAGGAACCGGCUCAAAGCCCAGCAGGUGUGUCUGGAGACCUGCUCGGUGCAGGACCGCCUGCUCUCAGGUACGGUUCAGGUGCGAAACAUCUGCUUCGACAAGUCCGUCGCCGUGCGGAUCACGUUCGACUUGUGGCGCUCCUUCCAGGAUGUUCCCGGCGUCUACAUGAACAACGUGUACGGCUGUCCCGACACCGACACCUUCUCCUUCUCCGUCCUGGUCCCCGAGAGCCUGGGGCCCUCGCACAGGGUGGAGUUCUGCGUUCAGUACCGGACGCCCGAGCAGACCUUCUGGGACAACAACGACGGCGACAACUACAGGCUGAGCGUGGCCGACCCGGACAGAAGCUCCGCCCACUGCGCCGCCGACAGCCUCGCCGGGCUGCACAUCCAGAGAGACCGGGCCGGGGGGAAGAAGGAGGGGGUGGAGUUUGAUCCGUUUGGGAGUCCGAGGACCUCUUCGGGGAUCUUUCCUGAGUGGCAGAGCUGGGUCCGCGGUGAGACCAGCUCCCCCUACUGGUGAGACCAGCAUGGGACAUGUUCUCAUGCUGGUUUUGUUUUCAUGAGUUUUUAAAAACUUACAUCGCCCCUCACACGUUCUGUCCUCCAGAGUUUAUCCAGGUGUGUCAGUCAUGUAAACAACAGAUUCUCACCUGAGCCCCAACAGCAGUCCUUCAGAGUCUUUAUGAAUCCUUCAGAGCCGGAGAAUCAAAAUUCUUCAGAUCAAAGCCGAGGAGGUCAAACUUUCUCAGUCCAACAGUCGCCUGAAUCUGACACUUUAAUCUCCCAGGAUCCAACACUGGGCCCAAACUGGUCCACCUGCUGCACACUGGGUCACCUCACUGCCGUCAAGGAGCCAAACCCGGGUCAAGUCCUGGGUUCAGACACAGACUCAGCUGGAUACCUGGGGUGGGCUCGUGGGAAUGUUUUAAAAAUGUGACAAAGGGAUGCUGGACCGCGAGUGAAACUGAUCAGAAGAGACUCCUGUGUCAAAGCACCUUACAGGAUCCAAAAGAUCUGGACUCUUUGAAGUGAUCCACAUCAAUCCAAAAGGAUUUAAAAAGUCUCCCACAGAUUCACAAGUAGAUUGUUCAAACUUCCCAAAGACCAUCAAGUGUUUCUGUAGUCUCUUUCGAAAACGGUCCUGAUCCUAAACCAGCUCUCAGAAGUCAACAAGUCCUCAAACACCAGCUCCAAACUUUCAAGACAUCAGCGAGACAUUCAGGGUUUGAAACAACAACUAACAAAGAAGAGGAAAAGAACAUUUUUGGACUAAACAAUCAAAGCCCUUCAGCAGACUCUGUGUUCAGGUUCAACCUCAUUCUGUUUCCAUGGUAACCUUCUGUUUGUGCUGCUCACUCUUUUGGAAAUAACGUUGCUUCUGCAACAAAUCAGCAGAGACGCAGUACUUUACACGCUCCCAGUACUGAAUCCACCUUUUAUGCUAGCUAAGGGCAGCCAACAGGAGGUUAGCCGUUAGCCUUUGUGCAUGAGCAUGUUGUUUAAAGUCACACUGCCAACUACUGGCCUGGCAUGUGUACUACGUUUUUGAGUCGUUUUUUUGUGAUCCCUAUGCACGCUUCAUCAAAACAUCUUCUGGUUGCUGAACUUUUGGGAAAAUGCAAGCGAGGCCUCAAUGUGAGACUAAAUAUAAAUCUGCACUUUACUACACGAUGUCCCUCGACCUUUAGCGUCUGCUGUUAUUAGGAAAGCGGCAGACGUUCGAGCUUUCACCUUCAUUGUUAAACAUGGUGGUUUAACCCGGGAUACAACAGGGACAUUUAAUGGGAACACUACAGUUCUGAUAACCUCACGACCAAAAACCAGAACAUCAUCUGUCAAACCUUUAACUGAAGGGUUUGUAGUGUGAAGACAGAGCUGUAGUCAGGCUCCUUUUCUGUUGGUGAUAAUCCAGACUCGUCUCAGUUUUUUGGGAGUUUCUUCUCAGCCUCUUUAAGCUAAAACACUCCAUACUUCUCAAAGUGUCCUCACAUUGGUGACAUUUUAAAUCUUCAGGUUUAUAACGGUGAGUUCUGAACUUGUCUUGCUCCGACCCGCAGGUCAAAAAGAAGCUCAAAUAGAGAAAAGGAAAACACAAGAGCACUCGCAGGGAACAAGUUCUUUACUCCGAAAAAGUUAACGAGUUCUUCCUCUGAAAUGAUUUUUUGGCCACACCCUGUGCUCUGAUUGGCUUGCGGUUGGUUUUCUCGUAUUGCCCCCCGAACAAAUCAAUCGUCUGCUGAUAUGCAUUGACAAUCCAACCGAUUGUGUCUUUGAAAAUGUUUACCGAUGGAUUGUCCUUUAUGAGAGAGGAGCUGAUUCAUCCUCUGUGAUUAUUCUGUUUUCUUCCUGUUAGCAUCCGGGUCGUCACUGUACCAGAAGUUCAAACUUUGAUAUGAUUCUAGUAGUGUCAAACUUUAUAGAUAUCUGUUUGAUACCAUGCCCCCCCGGUAACAAGUCCUAGACCCCCAGUAUUUGGUAAUUUCCUGUUUUUAAAGAUCAAAGUUGCAGGCAAACGUCUGCACACGAAAUCGAAAUUUGACGAAAUUGCAAAAAAGCGUUGAUUAUGUUUGUAUUUGUGUCAAACACUGUAAAGAUUGCACGAAAACAUUGGGAAUUGUGUGUUUAAGGUCUAAAUUGGGCAAAAACUUUAGCAGCGCUGACAUUUUUGUACCAAAAUACGUUUUAAAUUGUAUGUAAACAUUGGGAAUAUUGGUAUUUAUGGGUCAAACACACGAGGUAAAUUGCACAAAACCUUCGAGGCAUUGGGAUUUUUUUGCCGAAAAAGUUCUAAAUUGCAGGUAAACAUUGGCAACGGAGGGAUUUGUGUGUCAAACGAUGUCUAAAUUGCACAAAGACAUCGGGGAAAUGUGAGUCAGACUGCACAAACUGACAGUCCAAUACACAAAUCUCAACGUUGCCAAUUCAAUCUUUGAUGGACUCAAUCUUUCUCUGACACCUGAUUUAUGAAAUAGACGAGUCUUUUAAAGUUUUGGUACUUUCAGUUACUAUCGAUCGUUUAAAUAACAACAUAUUGAACGACUUGUUUUAGCGUGAAACACUGUGACUGAGGUUUAGACGUAGAACAGAAGUAUUCUGUCGCCGCUGUAACGGGUAAUUCCUGGAUGUUGCUAUGCAUUAAGUGUCAUACUGUGGUCGUGUUGUCAUGGUAACUGCUGUAGAUGGUAAAGAUCCACCUGUGCUACUCAUACCCAGCAGUUUUGAAAUCUGUUCACUGUAAAUACACAGCUCGGUGUGUGAUCAUUACAUCACUUCCUGUUAGCCUCGUUGCUGUUUGGAAACGCGUAACCAUGGUUACUUGUAGCAACUACAACAUGUCCACAUACCUGGCAACAAUGGAGGAUGUGGGCGCUGCCAGUGCGAAGAGCGUUGGACACAUGUCCUUACUCUUUAAUGAGUGCCCCUCCCCCCACCGCCGUUGUAUCUUAUGAUGUUGUCAUUGCUGCAGUGCAUUGUGGGAAGUGUAUGCUGUAGUAUCGUUGUGUUCAUAGUUUCACUUCACAAGUCGGUGUUUUCUUUCUGUCUUUGUUGUUAACUUUAUAAACCUCGUGCUAAUUCAGCGUUUUUAAAAUCACCUUAUUUUUUAAAUUUCAGACGCAGCGUUGCACUUCCUGUUAGCUCCUGUAGCCCUUCCAGUUUAAAAGCCUUUACUAACCUAAGAAACUCUUCCAGUGCUCUUACCUUGUUGCUGCUACUGUGUGUGUGUGUGUGUGUGUUUUGUAAAUCAUGAGACAGGAAGUGUUGAAGUCUGAAGGUUAUUGAAAGUGUUUGAAAAGGACUGUUUUGUUUUUUUUAAAGUUUUGGUCGACGUCUGAUGAAAGCAGCCUGUGGCCAUUUGGUUGGAAAUGAAUUAAAAGUAUUUUUUCAGACCUUACCUGAAAAGGAUAUUUAAGCUAGCCACAGGUUAGCUCGUGCUAAUCUAGCAGUAAAGUCUAAUGGCAUUGUAUCUGUAGCAUGCUGCUAGCUUUAGCAGCUGUACUGUAGCAAGGCUGUAUAAUGUGCAACGUAACGAUGAUGUCAUGAUGAUGUCAUAAUGUUCUACUGAAACAGGAAAUGAUGCAAGAAAGUGAAUGACUUUUCCUUUUGUCUCUUUAAAAAUAAAAUAAAGUCUAAUGUUUAAA